AUGGCCUCUAGUCAGCCAGAUUGGACAUCCAUGCUGGGAAUGUUGCUGCAGGCAUGGCACCUUGCCGAUGAAGGCCAUGGCUGUUUUUCCAGGUGCUUGAUAGUUGCAGGGUGUCUCAAGGGCCUUUCAAGACGUUUCAGAGUAAUUGUGCCGGUUUUCAAGCAUAACUGCUUAGCCAUAUUUGUCAAGAACGAAGAUCGGAUCGCCGCGAUCCAUGGUGUUUGCCUUGGCGCAUUGGGAGGAGUGCAAUUGGCAGGGCACAGUGGAAAGGGCAUCAUUUCCAGACGAGAAUCCAGUUUCGAGGCGGCUCGCUGUUGGCCUAUGGAUCCCCUGUCAGCUGUCAUGGACAUCUUGCCCAUGCUUGCAAUUUUUGGCCAUUGUCUGUGGGCCACGGGAGUGCUGGCUGUUCCACGGGGACAGAGUUGGCCACAAUUUUGA
This is a messenger RNA of Ostreobium quekettii, 438 nucleotides long. The record is from the annotation of a GenBank genome assembly. Lineage: Eukaryota; Viridiplantae; Chlorophyta; Ulvophyceae; Bryopsidales; Ostreobiaceae.